Molecule: messenger RNA, 2055 nt
Organism: Exophiala bonariae
Lineage: Eukaryota; Fungi; Ascomycota; Eurotiomycetes; Chaetothyriales; Herpotrichiellaceae
Exons: 2
Coding region: 1-2055 (684 amino acids)
Source: RefSeq, a predicted model, not a curated record
AUGGCGAACGACCAGCCUCAGUCCUACCUGCCACUAUCGGCUGCAGAUGACUCUCCUCAUGAUCAAGUAACAAAUGGCGUCAUUCAUUCAACGCCCAUUGACGAACCCAUCUCUCCUUUGGAGCCAACGAAUAAUGCUGAAACAAUACCGCGUCGAACGACUCAACGUACAAACACCCAACUCACCGAUGUCUCUGAAACAUUUGAAGCGGCGAGGAGGCAUUCGUCACUCAGUGUGUUUGCUCAGCGAUUUCAUGGAUCCGUGGACCCGUCAUUACACAGUCUGAUAGAGAAGGACGGAUCCACUCACAAGACGUCGCGAGAGUAUCGCUAUAACAAGCAGCGCAAACGAUUACUACGAUUGACUAUAGGGGAGUGGUUCAACUCACUCCUUCUGUGCAUUACAUAUUUCGGAAUUCUCUGGGCUUAUUCCAAAAUGGAAUUAAUCGACAAACCGCAGCGAAGAAUUUUCAACUCUUUGACAACCGGAAAUUCUCUUCUCCUCGGUGUCAAUUUGGCCGCAUCACUGAGAAGCUAUGCGAAGUUGCUGAGAUGGAGGAUGCUGGCCAUGUCUUAUCGGCCCCUCGAAACAUUUGAUCUUGUCAUGGGCUGUGAUAGCUUGAUCAAUGUCAUAUCACUCUUGCGCAAGGCGAAGAACAGCAGGAAUAAGUGGCUACCAUCAAGAACACAACUGUUGUGUCUGUUGUGGCUGCUAAUUCAUCUUGCGAUUACGAUUCUGGUUGGCAUUAUUGGCCUGAACUACAAUCUCGAAACAUCGACGGAUUAUGUGGUUCUGACCAAAGGGACAGUAUCCAUUCUCGAUUUGGAUGCAUUAGCUACUGACAACUAUCUUAUGGAUCUCGCCACGGUUCAAAGCUGGGGUGUUCGCGGGACGGUGACGACUCCGUUGGACUGGGACGCAGAAUUGGAGUACACGCAAUCAUACUUUUCCACGUAUGAUGGACACACAUUUUAUUACUUUCAAGAUCUAAACGCGAAUGACGGCACCACGGGCCAUGUUACGAGUCGCUACAUUGAAUCCUAUGCAUAUUGUCAUGGCUAUCGUGUGACGGAAGGUCAAUAUGGUAACAUGUCCUAUGUUGUUUAUCACGAUGGUGACAAGGACGUCAAUCAGACAAUCCCAGCACAGCCUGGCCCUGGAGGUCUGCUCGCCAUAUCAAUGUUCAAUUCCACCUGUGGAGCGCGCUGCACGGACAUCAAUGCGUUUCAGGCAGAAUCCCUGCCAACCACACAACUCGACGAUUCCGACGGUUUCGAUCUCUACGAAGCCAGGUUUUUUGUCUGUAACAACACGGUUCCAGAGAUUGGAGAUGAUACCGAGAGUGUACAGCCGGAUUACGCUGUAUCCGAUUUGACUGCAAGGAUGCUCGCUGGGAUGCUUGGCUGGAGCUCUGCUGUUCCGUCUGCAGACGGCAAGUCUCUUUACAUGACCUAUACCAACAAUUCAGAAACCGGCUUUCUGCGGACACCCAAUUCCACGCAUGUGGCAAAUCUGAUCUCGAGUUUCACAAUGGGGGGAGUGGCAUUCAUGGACGACUCGUUCGCGAUGAGCCGCAAAUACGUGACAAGUACCGAUCGACCCAUUGCCGCUCAAUAUCUGCAUGUCACUUGGAGAUUUGCAGGUUCGAUUCUAGCCGUCAUUCCUUUUAUCCAUUUCUGGACACUGAUAGCCGUCAUCUACUGGGCAAACCGCGCAAUCAUCAAAGACGACAGCCAUCUUGCCAUUGCCAAGGUGUAUCAUACUCUUCUGAGGGGACUUGGCGAUAGUGGCUGCCUUUUGCAGGGCGAUGAUAUUGUACGCGUACUGGCGAACCCAAUGGUCAAGUAUGGUGCGACGAACAGUCGAGUAGAUGGUGGAUACCUCCAUGUUGACGUCUUACAACGAGGAGCCGAGGACAUCCAUCCGAUGGAUGGUCCAUUUCGGGAAGGGUGGUAUGAUGGAAAUGGAAAGGGUCAGGAACGCAAUCAUAGAACAGACCCGGCGGGAUCACUGCACCGCCGCUAUAGGGAUGUCGACGCCAGAGACUAUUUUUAA